AGUGCACCGACGGAUUACUGAUUACUCGCCCACCAAAUAUGCGCUCGUUUCCCUUCGAGACACGAUAACACAAGAUGAAGUAAACAGGAUCAAAUUAUUUGCAGAGAGCUUCCAGGGAAACUUCCAGAACAGAUUUGUUACAUGUCGAAAAUAAAAGUGGGAUACAGUAGUGGUUGUGACAAUGAUUUUGCAAAUAUGUACGUACCCUUAUCACAUUGACGUUCAUUGAACUACGCAACAGGAAAGCGAGACACAAGAUCAAUAACAAAAAUGCAAAUGAAACCGUGAUAUUCACCUUUACCGAUUUUAGUCCAAUUUUUACAUCCAUGUCGAUAACAGACACAAUGUAAUCAUCAUGGGACGCCUUAAACUUGCCAGCUUCAUUUUGCAACCAUGCAUGGGGCUUUUCCUUCAAGGUGCUGUAAAAGCAUUGGCCGUUGUUGAAGUGGGCGUAAAUUUUGUAAUGCUCGCUGUCGCCAUUCCCGAUUAUGGUGACGAAUACGUAGAAAUAUUGAAAGUGAAGGAAUAUAACUUUACCAGAUUUUGCAUUAACAUGACCACUUGGAUUUAUUGUCACUUGUACAAAGCAAUCUCUAUCGCGUUUGCAUUUUUACUAUUCAUAAUUGUUUCAAACAGAAAUAGAGCCGGUCUCCAUCGAUGGCUUAUCCUUUCGGCCACGUUGUAUCUAAUUUGGCUCUGCUGUUUUGUUACGAAUACGAUUUUGAGAUCCUGGAAACAAAACUUGUCCUUCGCCAUGUACUGCGCCAUGGGUGUUUACAAAUUAUACUUUUUCUGGACUACAAUUUCCUUCAGUAAUGAAAUUAAAAGGAACGGGGUGACUGACAAAGCUCUGUGCGUCUUAUCGGAUGAGGAUUUGGAUGACUUUUUCAAAACUGGACAAGUCGAUCAAAGUCAUAGAGGCGACCGCUACAAAACAACUUUUGAGAUUCCACUCUCCCAACUCCUCCUCGACACAGUCCGGCCACUUGGAAGCGGUCAAUUUGGCGUAGUUUAUAAAGCCACCUUGAUAAAACCAAUCCAAAAUACUGCUGGUACUCAAAUCGUGGCAGUCAAAACCGUGAUCCCAACUGCGGACGUCGUCUGCCUAAAGUCUCUCGUGAGAGAACUGCAAAUACUAAAUUGUAUCGGAAAUCAUGAGAACAUUGUAAAUUUGGUGGGUGCUUGUACGUCUGAGGUUAAACAGAGAAAAUUGUACGUAAUUGUCGAAUAUUGUGCACUUGGAAGCAUCCAAUCUUACUUGGAGGACCAUCGAUCCGCUGCAAUGGGGAUCGAAUCGUAUAACUUGGAUCGGGAAUACAUCUCGAGAGAAGAUGAACCCAUAAAUUUCCGCGACCUGGUCAGAUGGGCGAAGGAAACUGCAAAUGGCUUGGAAUACAUUGCCAAUAAUCAUGUAAUUCAUGGCGAUCUUGCUGCUAGAAAUGUGCUCCUAACGUUCAGCAGAACUGCAAAAGUCGCUGAUUUUGGCUUAUCUAAACAAUUAUACCGAUACGCGACUUAUGCAAGACACAGCAACGAACCAAUCCCAUGGCGAUGGAUGGCCUGGGAGUGUCUGGACGAUUUAAAAUUUACGACUCACUCAGAUUCAUGGUCCUAUGGAAUAACGGUUUGGGAAUAUUUCUCUCUCGGAGCUACGCCUUAUCCAGGAUUAUCUUUUUCAAGUAAUUUUGUGCAAGGACUCAAAACUGGACAAAUUAGGCCAGAUAAACCCCUUUAUGCCACCAAUGAAAUAUAUCAAGAACUAUGCAAAUGCUGGGCAGUGGAUCCAACCGCAAGACCAUCCUUUUCAAAGCUGAAGUCCUUCUUUGCUGAAAUACUUGACAAUUCAUCGGUUAAAAUUCACACUACGCCAGAAAUUCACAACCCAUCUUUCCAAGUACAACCUUCACUGUCCUAUGUUGCCGUUGGGGAUCUCAACUAUAUUUAAAUUAAUACUUAAUUUGUCCUCAAAUAUUCCCCGUCAUUAUUAUAAUAUUUAUUUAUUUUUAUAUGCAUUAUCA
Messenger RNA from Folsomia candida, 2018 nucleotides. RefSeq names its product platelet-derived growth factor receptor beta. NCBI's taxonomy places the organism in Eukaryota, Metazoa, Arthropoda, Collembola, Entomobryomorpha, Isotomidae. The transcript has 10 exons. The record is from RefSeq and is a predicted model, not a curated record. The coding region runs from base 356 to 1945 and encodes 529 amino acids. Gene Ontology annotation, molecular function: transmembrane receptor protein tyrosine kinase activity; ATP binding. Gene Ontology annotation, cellular component: signaling receptor complex. Gene Ontology annotation, biological process: cell surface receptor protein tyrosine kinase signaling pathway; positive regulation of kinase activity; multicellular organism development.